Molecule: messenger RNA, 222 nt
Organism: Protopolystoma xenopodis
Lineage: Eukaryota; Metazoa; Platyhelminthes; Monogenea; Polystomatidea; Polystomatidae
Source: the annotation of a GenBank genome assembly
AUGCGCAGGACCACGCUUGCUCGGCAGAAGCAAAGCGACCUUGCCGUAGGAUCGACUUGUAAGCACCGUCACCGAUUCGCGUUCGGAUUCCGCUGCCUUGUGCUCAAAAAUGGCUACACCACUCGCUCCACCGCCAUCCUUCUGCUCGUCCCUUUCACCGGGUGCAAGCAUACAUUCACACGUUCCGAUAUCGGAGACAGCCGGAAGACCAGAUUCGCAUGA